Alternaria atra is the source of this 1995-nucleotide messenger RNA. RefSeq lists its product as uncharacterized. Bases 1 to 1995 code for a protein of 664 amino acids. Gene Ontology annotation, molecular function: zinc ion binding; DNA binding. Gene Ontology annotation, cellular component: nucleus. Gene Ontology annotation, biological process: DNA-templated transcription. The record is from RefSeq and is a predicted model, not a curated record. The transcript has 5 exons. NCBI's taxonomy places the organism in Eukaryota, Fungi, Ascomycota, Dothideomycetes, Pleosporales, Pleosporaceae.
AUGUCUGGAUCUGUCCAACUGUCCAACAAGUACUCGUACAACUCUUUCAUGUUCUUCUCGAUCAAGCUAGUAGCUAAACCCUCUUCGCCUGCAAGCGACGCGACCUGUGCUGCAGCACCAAGUGUCAUUGUUUCUUUUGGAGGACGAGAAAAUUCGUCCAGCAGCACCAAGGGCACCAAAAGAAGUGCUCCCGACUCUGCAGAGCCGCAAUUCCUGUCGCAGUCGCAAGAUGGCGAGUCAGAAGACCUCGAGGAUGGGCUGAAGGUGUGGGGGUACAUGCCCGGCCAUGUUCAUUACAAAGUAGGCACGGUAGAAGACAAUGGCCCGCACAAAGACUCACCAGCAGAAUCCUCUGGGACGACGGAUGUCGUAGAUAAAGUCCUCCCAGCAGUCCCUCCCAGAUCAAUAACCGAUGCAUUUGUGAACCACUUUCUGAGCGUCGUGAACUACCGCUAUAGUGCGAUAUACGGGCCAACACUAGCUGAACAAUAUGUCCAGUGGUGGACAGAUCGCGGUGCCGGCAAGCAGCUCUCUCCAGAGUUUACCUGCUUGCUUCUAAGAAUCUGUGGAUAUUCCGUGCAAUACCUCACACCUUCGCUUCGUAAAAUGAUCGAGUUCGAGCUGGCUUGCAACUCUCAGACUCUGACGGAGCGGUUUGCCGAUGCAGCCGAAGAACUCAGCCAGAGUUUUGAAGCAUCAAGAACAAGCAUUGAGCGGGUGCAAGAACAAUUCUUGAAAGGUGCUUGGUUAAAAUCCGAGUCCAAGAUAGUAGAGUCAUGGCAUGCGCUUUCGCGCACAAUCCGGGAAGCGCAAGAGCUAGGUAUCGACAAAGAUGCGGGUAUCGAGGACCUGAGUGAGUUUGACAUCGAAAUCAGGAGACGUCUCUGGACGUUGUUGUAUAUCUGGGAUUGGCAGAUGUCGGCGUGGCUAGGCCGUCCCAACCUCAUUGAUCAGAAAAAUCUUACCUUCAAAUUCCCUAACCUACGGUUAGACCAGUCAACCACGGAGCCAAACCUCCUUUCACCUUUUGCUCACAUGGCACUCCAAGCGAAUCUGGGCCGUAGAAUCGCGACUGCCAUGGGAAACGCCAACUCUAAGGCAGAUCUAUCGGACAAGCAGGUUGUAAACAUACAGUCCGAGUGCGAGAAGCUGAUCGAGGAGUUACCGCCGAUAUUCCGAUUUACAAACGCCGACACAUCUUUUGAUGAGAGACACCCUUAUUUCGUCUUCCAGCGCCUCCAAUUACAUUGCGUUAUCCUCCUGACGCAGCUCGAUUUUCUCAAACCCUAUCUGACCCGAGAGCGACAAGACAAUGUGGCUGGCCAAGACGAAGAGUUUAGGAAGAAGGGCAUAGAUAUCGCAUUACGUCUCCUGAAGGUUGCGCGUAAACUUUUCGAUCACGAGUUUCCGAUUAAUGCCAAGUUUCACAUGGUCGUCUUUUGCAUCUUCGACACAGCGACAUUGCUUUGUUCCGCCAUCAUACACGACCGCGAGCACGUCCUGCCUCAUCGCGAAGAAGUUGUGGACGUUAUUGAAAGCUCUCUGGAGAUGCUGCAACAACUCAGCGGAACAACAAAACUUGGGGCUACAUCGUUUAACUUCCUUUCCAAGCUUGUGCAGGCUACACCGGAGCUUUCGCGAUACCCUUCGAUCAGUAAGCGGCAACGGCAGACUUUUCCUUCGGUACCUAAAUCAACGUCGUCGGUCCCAGCACACGAGCCUGCACCAGUAACGACCAUGCCUUCUAUAGCGUCUGUAGAGCCGGCUACUGCACCAGUAACCUCUAACAUUGGCGAUCUUCCUCCAGUGACCAUUUCGGAUGAUCUUUCAUUCGACAUUGAUCAGUUUCUUGCCCAGAACCCUUUUGGUACUGUCGGAGAUCCGUCUGCUGUAGACAUGGGUGGCAUGGAGCAGAUCUGGGACUGGCAAGAUCUGCAUCUGGAUGCCUACGCGCAGGAAGACCAACAUGGCUGGAACCAUAAUGGAUCGGGAUGA